Dovyalis caffra is the source of this 1452-nucleotide messenger RNA. NCBI's taxonomy places the organism in Eukaryota, Viridiplantae, Streptophyta, Magnoliopsida, Malpighiales, Salicaceae. The record is from the annotation of a GenBank genome assembly.
AUGGCCUCUCACCCUCACCACCAUCACCACUGCGAAAACCAUUUCUCCGUCCCCACCACCACCAUUUGCUGCUGUUUCAUCCAACCUCACCACCCUUCACCACCACCAACACCACAAUUAUCUACUGACCCACUUCUCCAGUCCCUCAUUUCUCUCCUACAUCAUCAGCAGCAGCAGCAAGAGCAACAACACCACCAACCCCAUCUCUUCUCUCCUUGUCUUAACAAGCCAAACUGCCACAAAAAAAAUCAUCACCAAAAGCCAAACUUUUCCCCGCAAAAGCUACAUUUUCAACAAGAAGAUGACCCUCAACAAACCCAAUUUGUUCUCUCUUCUCUUCUUCAACGAAUCAACACUCUUGAAUCCUCACUUCACCAUUUUUCUACUUAUUAUCCUAAUAACCAUAACUACUAUCCUUCACAUUCUCUCAGAGACACAGCUGCACGUGUUAUUCAAACUCGUUUUCGUGCCUUUCUUGUUCACAGAUCAAGAACCCUAAGGCAGCUCAAGGAGUUUGCUUUUAUCAAAUCCAGUUUUAACACUCUCAAAUCUUCCAUUUCUACUAAAUCCCAUUUUGAUUUUGAGGUUGUGUCUCAUAAAGCCAUGGACUUGCUGCUUAAACUUGACUCCAUUCAGGGUGGUGAUCCUAUGAUCAGAGAUGGGAAAAGGUCAGUUACUAGAGAUUUGGUAAGGUUUUUGGAGUUCAUUGAUGGGUUUGCAGUUAAAAGGCAUGAACUUUCGUAUAAAUCUGCUAGGAAUGUGAGGUUUUUAGGGAAUAGUAACAGAGCUAGGAAUUUGAAUGCCAAGAAUGGUAAUGGUGGUUAUGGAAAUUUGAGUGAGAAUCAGAAGGAAAUAGUGGAGAAAUUGAGGAAAAGAGUUGAAAAGAUUAGUGGGUUUUCAAGGGUUUGUGAAAACGAUCAAGAAGAUGUUGAGCUUGAAGGGUUUCAGCAAUUCAUUGUUGAUGAUGAGGGAGAGGUAAACAGAAAAGUUUCUGUUAACAGAAAGCAUGAUAUUUUGUUGAAAAAACGUGGUGGUCAACCUAGAGUGAAGAAAACUGUUAGUUUUAAUGAAAAUGGGAAUGUUUAUAGGGUUAUUAGUGACACCGAUGACUCAGUCCUAAAUGGAGAUGGUAGUUUCACUGAUGGGAGUGAUUCCAGUGAUGAUAGUGGGGAGGCUGUGGAGGGUCAUUUUGCUGAAGGUGAGGAAAGAAAAGGAUUUUCUAAGGGUGCUGAGAAUGACGAGGAAGCUCUUUUGAAGAAUGGUGGAUCAGCACAGAGCAGUGAUAGUGAGAGGAAUCCUAGAAGGAAUCUGAGAAAUGGUGGUGAUUUUGAAAGUAAUGGGUAUUGCCUGGAUCAAAAUGGGAGUUUAGUUUUCUCUGCUCCAGUGCCUGUGAAGAUGGAAUCAAGAGCUGAUUUGAUGAAGAAAAGAAAGGCUGUGAAAAUUGUCACGUAG